Molecule: messenger RNA, 1085 nt
Organism: Mangifera indica (mango)
Lineage: Eukaryota; Viridiplantae; Streptophyta; Magnoliopsida; Sapindales; Anacardiaceae
Product: reticulon-like protein B3
Exons: 5
Coding region: 119-880 (253 amino acids)
Source: RefSeq, a predicted model, not a curated record
AUUUCUUCGCCAAGUUUCACUCAAAACGUCACGCUCGAAGCAGGAACGUAACUCUCGUCUCGUUUACGCGCUCACUGGAAUCUAGUCGAUUUGAUAGGUACUGUCUGAGCGGAGAUCUAUGGCGGAGCACGCGGCGGAGAGCAAAUCUUUUCUGGAGAAGAUCGCUGAUAAGAUCCAAGAUCAUGAUUCCUCCUCCUCUGAUUCCGAUGACGAUAAGCCAUCGCAAGUCGAAGCCGUUACGACCAAGAAGUGGAGGCCCUUCGGCAGAGAGAAACCUGUUCACAAGGUUCUCGGUGGUGGAAAACCUGCUGAUGUUUUACUAUGGAGGAACAAGAAAAUCUCUGCAGGUGUGCUUGGUGGAGCCACUGCUCUGUGGAUUCUCUUUGAAUUACUUGAAUACCACUUACUUACAUUGGUCUGCCAUAUAUUGAUACUUGCUCUUGCUGUACUUUUCCUAUGGUCCAAUGCAUCCAAGUUUAUCAACAAAUCAACUCCUCAAAUACCAGACGUUAAAAUCCCUGAAAAGCAUGUUUUGGAAGUUGCUUCUGCUCUGACAUAUGAAAUUAACUGGGGCUUGACUGUCCUGCGAGAAAUUGCAUCUGGGAGAGAUUUGAAGAAAUUUCUUGGUGCCAUUGCUGGCUUGUGGGUUCUGUCAAUUGUGGGUAGUUGGUGCAACUUCCUGACCUUGUUCUACAUAUCCUUUGUUUUGCUCCACACUGUUCCUGUGAUUUACGAGAAGUAUGAGGACCAGAUUGAUCCAUUUGCUGAGAAGGCACUGAUUGAGAUCAAGAAGCAAUAUGCUGUCUUCGACGAAAAGGUUUUGAGGCAAGUUUUGAGUAAAAUUCCCAAAGGUGCAUUUAAGGACAAGAAGAAGGAAUAGAUACAUUCAGUGGAUGAAGGUUUUGAAUUCCUUGCAUUUUGACGAAUGUGGUGUUGUAGUUUAUUAUCCGUUAGAAUCUUUGUUUUCCUUUUUUAUGUUUUAAAAUAGUGGUUGAGUGCACACAUGUUAAACUAAAUGAUUAUGUUAUUGCAAUGAUGUUUACAUUCUCUGGGAUUAUUUAUAUAUGUCAUUUAUUUUAUUUAAA